Molecule: messenger RNA, 759 nt
Organism: Salvelinus namaycush (lake trout)
Lineage: Eukaryota; Metazoa; Chordata; Actinopteri; Salmoniformes; Salmonidae
Product: nanos homolog 1-like
Exons: 1
Coding region: 79-759 (226 amino acids)
Biological process (GO): oogenesis; negative regulation of translation
Cellular component (GO): perinuclear region of cytoplasm
Molecular function (GO): mRNA binding; zinc ion binding
Source: RefSeq, a predicted model, not a curated record
CAACCACCCUGGAAACGAACUCUGGCAGUAAAUUUCGAGGAUUAUAUUGGUGUUUGUGCAUAGAAACGAGAAACUAUCAUGGAUUUUCUCAAUCAUAACUAUUUGAGUGCGCGCAACCCAUAUGACUAUACAUUUAAUUUUUGGAACGACUAUCUGGGUCUGUCGACGUUGGUCACGAAGAAUAACAAGCACAUGAUGCCCGAAAGCCCGAACUCCAUCACCGAGUCCCUGAAAGCAACUCUGGGUUUGGAUGACUCCCCAGCAUGUGCGUGCGUAAUCUCGGGCAGUAGUGAAGGCGGACACCUGGACUGCUGUUGUCCAUCUGUGAGUCCCCUGCCUACCUCCAUCCUGGACUUGAAGGAGCGCUUUUCAAUUCUGAGCCCAUUCCAAAACCAAAUCGGUGGUGUCCCACUACAAGACCGGGACUUGGGCUUCGGGGGAAGCUUUGCAGGAUUUGACCUGUUCGGAGUGGAGAGGAAGAUGCGCAAGCCAACGUCGAGGAAUAAACAGGAGCCCAAAAUCUGUGUCUUCUGCAGGAAUAAUGGUGCACCGGAGGAGGUGUAUGGCUCCCACGUUCUGAAGACACCAGACGGGAGGGUGGUGUGCCCCAUUCUUCGCGCUUAUACAUGCCCUCUUUGUAGCGCCAAUGGUGAUAAUGCGCACACAAUUAAGUACUGUCCACUCUCCAAAGAUCAACCAGCCCAGCGACCAUUAAAGGGAGGGAGGGCAGUGGGUGGUAAACGAAUGAAAAUAUUCUAG